Quercus robur (English oak) is the source of this 1124-nucleotide messenger RNA. RefSeq lists its product as uncharacterized. NCBI's taxonomy places the organism in Eukaryota, Viridiplantae, Streptophyta, Magnoliopsida, Fagales, Fagaceae. Gene Ontology annotation, cellular component: preribosome, small subunit precursor; 90S preribosome; nucleolus. The transcript is spliced from 6 exons. Gene Ontology annotation, biological process: maturation of SSU-rRNA from tricistronic rRNA transcript (SSU-rRNA, 5.8S rRNA, LSU-rRNA). The record is from RefSeq and is a predicted model, not a curated record. The coding region runs from base 375 to 857 and encodes 160 amino acids.
ACCCCAACCCCAACCCCAACCCUGUGUAUCUGUCUCCCAACCUUUUGGUUUACUAUAUAUAUGUUUCACGGUUUCGGAAACCCUUCAGCUUGCUAAUGCCGGCCUCUCUUCCUUCCAAAGAUUUGACAGUUUCAAAUCUUCAUAUUUCGGCUUUCUCUUCCCUCCUUUGUCUUUUCCUCUCCUCACUGGCUCACUGUAUAUUAAGACUGACAGAAGCUAGAUAAUUCAGCUAGUAGCUAUAAAACCCAAAUCCUCUGUUUUCUUUGCUCCGCCUCUCUUUCCUCUCCUACUUACUCAGUUUCAUCAGCCAAACCCAAAACCUCUAAUCUGUGGGUUUCAACUUUUGAUUCUCUGGAAGCUCCAAAUCUUCAGUGAUGGGCAAGUCACGCUCACUGCUGGAAUUGACGUCUAAAGCAGACCUUAAAUUUGAGAAGAAACGCCAGUUUUAUACAAAGGUUAAAGAUACUGUUGCUGCCCUGAGUGCCCAGAAGGCUAUUGGCAAGAAGAAGAAACUUAGAAGCCGACAGAAGAAAUUGAAAGUAUAUGAUCUCUCGACCCUCUCAGAUUUCCUUCCUGAUUUGAAGACCCCGGGGCAACCAACUCCUCCUACAGAUGAGUUGAAGCCAAAUUGUAAAUCUAUGAAAAAGUUAAUCUUGAAGGAAGGAAAACAGCUGAGUACAGUUCUUAAUCAUCCUGCUUUCCAGUUGGAUCCUUUGGCUGCCAUUCAUCAACACCUGCAGAGCACACAACCUGUUAUAGAUGAGAAACCAAAGAAAAAGAAGAAUAAAAAUGGAGGGAGGAAGAAAAAAGCUAAGAAAUCUAAGGCUUCAGAUGGACCUCAAUCUAUGGUUAUGUGAAAUAAAGUUUUGUCAAUCUACUUCUAUAAGCCAUAUUUGUUCAGAUCCGAUCCUGAAUCAUUCCAAUACUUACAUUUUGAAUAAGAAAUAUAGUCUGAUCAAUGUAAUUUUUUUCCCCUUAGAUAAUUAGCUUUAUCAAUCUGCUUCUAUAAUCCAUAUUUGUGCGUAUCUGAUCCUGAAACAUUCCUAUGCUUACAUUUUGAAUUCGAAAUAUGUUCACCUUGUUAACAAGUCUAUGUGGAUUUGUUUCUUUUCUAUUUUCUAGAA